Molecule: messenger RNA, 1740 nt
Organism: Manacus vitellinus (golden-collared manakin)
Lineage: Eukaryota; Metazoa; Chordata; Aves; Passeriformes; Pipridae
Gene: RPF1
Product: ribosome production factor 1 homolog
Exons: 8
Coding region: 1-1362 (453 amino acids)
Biological process (GO): maturation of LSU-rRNA; maturation of 5.8S rRNA
Cellular component (GO): nucleolus; preribosome, large subunit precursor
Molecular function (GO): rRNA primary transcript binding
Source: RefSeq, a predicted model, not a curated record
AUGCGCGCCACCGCCCCGCGGGCGAGGGCCAGGGUCAGGGUCCGCCGGUGCCAGGCGCAGCGCCAUGGCGAGCAUGGCGGGAGGCCCGCCGAGCGUGGCGGGCCGCCCGCCGAGCAGCGGGUGCUCAUUCCCGCCCACCUUCAGCGUGUCCGAGAUCAAGAAACAAAGCAGCGCCGGCACUUCAGUUCCUCUUCGCUGGACAGCAGCAGCAAGGAAGGUGGGGCGGGGCUGUUCAGCGGGCGGCGGGGAGGCUCGGGUCUGGCGGCUCUGGCUAACCGAAGCGCUGUCCUUCCCCGCAGGAGAAGCUGGACCGCCAAAGAAGAAGAGGAGAAGGAGCGAGAGGUCCCUCGAGACAAAUUAAGGCUACCGGCCGCAAGCGGCCGGUGUGGUCGCGGGCAGCCUGCACCGACCGCGGGGCGGGCACGGCGCGCCUGGGGACUGCAGCUCAGCCUUGGGCUGGGGCUCCUCAGCUUCGUGAGGGGAACGUCAUCUCCACAGACUUCAGUGAAACGGAGCAGCGAUUACAGUGAGGGUGUGAAACACUGCAGCAGGUUGCCCGGAGAGGUGGUGGAUGCCCCAUCUCUGGAAACAUUCAAGGCACCUCCAAAACCCAUACCAAAGACUAUUGAAAAUCAGCGAGUGUAUGACGAAACCACUGUAGAUCCCAAUGAUGAAGAGGUUGCUUUUGAUGAAGCAACUGAUGAAUUUGCACCAUAUUUCAACAGACAGACAGUUCCCAAGAUUCUUAUCACAACAUCAGACCGACCUCGUGGGAGAACAGUGAGAUUCUGUGAACAGCUGGCUACUGUUAUACCCAACUCACAUGUCUACUAUCGAAGAGGACUGGCUUUGAAAAGAAUUAUUCCACAGUGUAUUGCAAGGGACUUCACGGAUUUAAUUGUCAUUAAUGAAGAUCGCAAAAUACCAAACGGUCUUGUUUUAAGUCAUCUGCCUGAUGGUCCAACUGCUCAUUUUAGAAUGAGUAGUGUGCGUUUACGCAAAGAAAUAAAGCGAAAAGGGAAAGAGCCCACAGAGCACGUCCCCGAAGUGAUCCUGAACAAUUUCACAACGCGACUCGGCCAUUCCCUUGGCCGCAUGUUUGCUUCUCUCUUCCCGCAUGAUCCUCAGUUCAUUGGAAGACAAGUAGCUACGUUUCACAACCAGCGAGACUACAUCUUUUUCAGAUUCCACAGAUAUAUAUUCAAGAGUGAAAAGAAAGUGGGAAUUCAAGAACUUGGGCCACGUUUUACGUUAAAGCUGAGGUCGCUUCAAAAAGGAACUUUUGAUUCCAAAUUUGGAGAAUAUGAGUGGAUUCAUAAGCGUAGAGAAAUGGACACAAGUAGAAGAAAAUUCCACUUAUAAGUGAAAUCUGCCAAUUGCUGGUGACCAGGAAUACAGCAGCUGCUCUCAACUAUGGAUGAUUUCAGACUUCUAAUGAUAAUGAUACUGAACAGUAUCUGUCUGCAGAAAGACAAACUGCAAACAAUAACACUUUCUACAGCAGCAGAUCAAGUAGGAUGUGUCUUUCUUCCUGUUUGGAGUCAACAUGACAAGGACAAUGACUUUUUCCAGUUUAGCAGGAAAAACAUGGCAAUGUUUGAGCAGCCUGUAAUUUAGCUAUCACUGAAGGUUUGCCAUGAUUGCUGCUGUGCUGUAGAAGUAGAUUAUGCUUCACAACAUCAAAGACAGCAGAUACGUCAGUUAGAGAAAUUCUCAAAAUAAAGUAUUUCUAGUUUUACA